Molecule: messenger RNA, 1398 nt
Organism: Laccaria bicolor S238N-H82
Lineage: Eukaryota; Fungi; Basidiomycota; Agaricomycetes; Agaricales; Hydnangiaceae
Exons: 4
Coding region: 1-1398 (465 amino acids)
Source: RefSeq, a predicted model, not a curated record
AUGAUGGUGCCAAGCAGCUUUGCUCACUUGACCCUCAACGUUCCUACAGUUCCAACAACGUUCGACGGUGAUGUUAGAUCGUUUCUAAGUCCUGACACGGUGUCCGAACGUGAACUUCUCGCUGGCACCUCACCAGCUCAACACACCAGCAUGCCCACCGCAUUAACUUACCCCACAAAAGGCAAAGAGUUACUUCCACACCUUUUCAAUGAACUCGCCAGAGAGGUUUGCGGUAGCCCCGUUCGAGGCAAGCCACUAUUUUCCGAGAUACAUCUAGACCACCCAACUAAAGCGGCUGAGCAUUGCGACAAGCUUCUCCAUCUCGUCCAACGCAGUCGAGACUUCGCACAGUCGAUUAAAACUGUCUACAUCACGGAGCAUCUCACAACGGACGAUGGAGCAUCUUGUAGCUGGUUGACGACAGAGAAUUCCCUUCCCCAACUUCUGUCGUUGCUAGAAUCUUUAUCCGCCCUAUCUAUCUCAUGCUCGAGUGGCUACUUGGAAUGGAGGACACUUUCAACAGAACUCUCGACGUCCUUUAGUUCCUUAUUCACAAAAGUCACGUCUUUGCAGCUUAGGAGCGUUGAAGGUGUUCCCAUCGCACCAAUGUUGUUCUCUCGACUCGAGCACUUAGAUUUUGACGAUGUCACUCCCGGCGAGAUGCAUCCCCUCGACCUGACGUUCUUCGACCAGUCACACGAAAGCGAGAAGAACAAUCUCAGCUCCCUCUCUGUGAUCAACUCCCUCUCGGCGAUGAAAGAACUUUUCGAUUGUCUUUCACACCCGAAUGCGCGACUCGACUUAUCAUUGCUGCAUUCUCUUGAAAUUGGAUUCUGUAAAGAGGAAGAGAUGGCGGGGGCGUGCCUCGCAUUAUCAGCUGUUUCGCAGUCAGUCAGACAUCUAGGUAUCAAGCACGUAUUGCCGACAGCCUUCGAUUCCAGAGAGUUUCCUUUGAAAUCUCUCAAUCUCCACCAAUUCCCCCAUCUCUUGUCGCUAUCGCACUCCAUCGACUAUCUCUACAUCACGUACCCGUCAGAAAAUGAUCACGACCCCCUCACUUCUUUACUCAAUCAGCUGCGUCAAAUCUCGAACGAGAGUGAGAUUCAAAGCUUCAAUCUCGAUCUCAAUCUUACGGGUAUCACUGCCGAUACCGACUCUAUAACCUCCGACGUCGAAGUGGAGGAAAUUGACACGGCUCUAUCAAAAUUGUGUCACAACGAAAUAUGGGGUCACCUGGGGCAGACUUUAGCGAGAUUUCCUGCGUUGGAGCAGGUCUCCAUUUUGGUUGAGAUGAGGGACGCAUGUGCGGGGAUGUAUGCGAAGUUUUGUCUGGGGCUUCAAGACAGCUUAUACGACCUUUCGGGAAGUGGAAUUAGGGUUAUGUUCACUAUAGCGUAA